AUGCCACCAACAUUUGUCGAGUCGCUCAUCGCAGGCGGCGCUGCGGGUACUGCCGUAGACCUUUUAUUCUUUCCGAUAGACACUCUUAAAACGCGUCUCCAAUCUGCACAAGGCUUUACACACGCUGGAGGAUUUAAAGGAAUCUACAAAGGAAUUGGAAGUGUGGUGGUCGGAAGCGCACCAGGAGCUGCUGCUUUUUUCUGUACAUACGAUACAAUGAAGAAGACACUUCCGCUUCCUGACCAUCUUGCUCCUGUCAAGCACGUUGUGUCUGCGUCCUUGGGCGAAAUUGCAGCUUGUCUGAUACGCGUUCCUACAGAAGUGAUCAAGACACGAAUGCAGACUUCUAGCUAUGGUACUGGACUAUCCUCAUUUGCGGCUGCCCGAAUUCUUUGGACAAAUGAUGGAUUAAAGGGCUUCUAUAGAGGUUUCGGUAUAACCGUAAUGCGAGAGAUUCCUUUCACCUCACUUCAGUUUCCAUUAUACGAACUUCUCAAACUGCGUCUGUCCGGUGCUCUAGGACGAAAGCCGCUUUAUGCUCAUGAGGCUGCCAUAUGUGGAAGUAUCGCCGGCGGAUUCUCAGCAGCAGUUACAACCCCUUUGGAUGUCCUAAAGACAAGGGUUAUGCUUGACAUGCGGGAUCCAACCUUGCCUUCUCCUAGCUUGUUAUCCCGCUUUCGUACAAUUUAUGUUGAGGAGGGCACGAGAGCACUAUUCGCUGGGGUAGCCCCCAGGACGAUGUGGAUCUCCGCCGGAGGUGCUGUGUUCCUCGGGGUUUAUGAGUGGGUCGCCGGUGGCUUAAUGAGCUCUCGUCAUGAUACGGAAAAAUAA
Messenger RNA from Lentinula edodes (shiitake mushroom), 831 nucleotides. Its product is annotated as mitochondrial carrier domain-containing protein. Gene Ontology annotation, cellular component: mitochondrial inner membrane. Gene Ontology annotation, molecular function: S-adenosyl-L-methionine transmembrane transporter activity. The coding region runs from base 1 to 831 and encodes 276 amino acids. NCBI's taxonomy places the organism in Eukaryota, Fungi, Basidiomycota, Agaricomycetes, Agaricales, Omphalotaceae. The record is from RefSeq and is a predicted model, not a curated record. Gene Ontology annotation, biological process: transmembrane transport. The transcript has 4 exons.